GUCUUCAGCUUUAAUUUAGCACUCGAGGCAGACGAUACUGGUAAUUGAGAAAGAAUCGUUAAAAGUGGAAAUAUGUGAAAAGGAGUGUUACCACUGAAUUUUUUGUUCGUACCAGGCCUCCGUAAAGAAUAAGGGAGGUAAUCUAUACAUUUAAUCGUUGGAGAACAGCAAUGGCAGUUGACGAUGAAACAACUGUUAGGGUAGCAGUAAGAAUCAGACCACUUUUGGUGAGGGAACAACUAGAUUUAUGCCAAACAUGUACGACAUGUAUACCGGGCGAACCUCAAAUAAUUAUUGGAAAAGAUCGACCCUUUACAUUCGAUUUCCUCUUAGAUUCGGAUAGCCCUCAGUCAAAGGUUUAUGAUUUAUGUGGUAGCUCUCUAAUUGAAGGUGUUUUUGAUGGAUACAAUGCAACUAUUAUGGCCUAUGGUCAGACGGGGUCAGGAAAAACUUAUACAAUGGGUACGGCCUUUGACGUCAACACCGAUGAUGACUUACUCGGAAUUAUUCCCCGAGCGGUUAAUCACCUGUUUGAUGGGAUAGACAAAAGACGAAAAGAAGCUAGUGAAAAUGGAAAAACUCCGCCAAAAUUUACUGUUGAUGCCCAAUUUAUGGAGCUUUAUAAGGAACAAAUUUUUGAUUUGUUAGACACGACCAGAUGCGUAAUAGACAAAGAUAAAAAGUCUCAGGUUAAAAUACAUGAGGACGCCUCGGGUAAUAUUUAUACAGUGGGUGUUAGCAUGCACAGUGUCUCAAGUGUCGAUGAAACUAUUCGCUGCUUAAAAACAGGCGCAUUAAAUAGAGUUACAGCUAGUACCAAUAUGAACGCUCAAUCUUCCAGAUCACACGCCAUAUUUACGCUACAUAUCAGGCAAGAGAGAACCAUGACCAUUGAUGAUGUUGAGGAAAUGGAGACUCUUUCAGCCAAAUUUCAUUUUGUGGAUCUAGCAGGUUCAGAAAGAUUAAAUCGAACUGGCUCGACGGGUAAUCGGGCAGAAGAAGGCAUAUCUAUAAAUUGUGGGUUACUUGCUUUAGGUAAUGUCAUAUCAGCCCUGGGAGAUAAAACAAAAAGAGGUAGUCACGUACCUUACAGGGAUUCGAGAUUAACUCGGCUUUUACAAGACUCACUCGGGGGUAACAGUAGGACGGUGAUGAUUGCAUGCAUAUCACCUUGCGAUAGAGACUUUAUGGAAACCUUGAAUACUCUGCAAUACGCUAACAGGGCUCGAAAUAUAAAGAACAAGGUAGUCGUUAAUCAAGAUAAGAGUAGUCGCCAAAUUAUGGCAUUGCGCCAGCAAAUCUCUCAACUAACAACUGAAUUGAAUGAAUAUAAACUGGGCCAUAAGACCGUUGACGCCUAUGGUGUUGAAUCUAUAAACGAUAUGUUUAGUGAAAACACUAUGCUUCAAGAGGAAAAUAAUCGACUUCGUAUUAGAAUUAAGGCUCUACAAGUGACUAUUAACAAUUUAACCGACAGAAAUGCAGAAGUAAUUCUGGAAAGGGAUUUAGCUUUAACUGACUCGCAAGAAUCAAACGGUGAUGUUGGUAAAAAACUAUCUGAUUACAUUAAAGAAAAUGAGAAAAUGAGGCAGCAUUUAUUAGAAAAAGAUAAUUUAAUUAAAGAGCUUCAACAACCAUCUACAAGUAAAUUGCGUUCCUCCAAAGUAAUGACACCGAUUAAUGAUACAGAUACGCAGUCUCUUAUCGAAAUGGCGAAGAAAGAAGUUAAUCAAUUGAAAGGGGAAAUCAAAUAUAAAGAAAACAGAACGAAUAGCGGUUCAACCGAUGGAGAGGAGUUAGAAGAAAACUUAGAUAUUGAGGAUGAACUUUCUGAAGAGAUGGAAAGUGCCCUAAACGAAGACUUAGAUUCCAAUUCAGAUGACGAUUAUGAAGCAACUGAAGAGAGUAAAAUGAAUGAAGAACUUGCUGACCUGACUUCAGAAAUAUCUUUGAAACAGCAACUCAUUGACGAAUUAGAAUUAAAUCAGAAACGCCUUAAGGCGGUUAGGAGUCAGUAUGAAGCCAAGCUUAGUAAUUUGGAGCAAAAGAUCAAAGAAACCGAAAAAGAACGCGAUCAAGCUCUUAAUUCAAUUCCUGUUAAAGAGCAUAGAAAUAAUGAUGAAAAAGUUAAAACUGUUCGAGAAACUUAUGAAAAGAAGCUUAGAGAUCUACGAGGGAAAUUACAAUAUCUACAUAAAGAUGCUAAAGAACAUGCAAGAUUGUUAAGGAAGUCGAAAGAAGAUGAGAGGCAGCUUAUGGUUCUUAAUAGAGAUAUUUCUGAAAUGAAGAAAAUUAAGGUUCGAUUAAUCAAUCAAAUGAAGGAAAAUUCUGCCAAAUAUCGAGAGAAAGAUGUUAAAUACAAUCGACAGUUAGCUCAGCUGAAGAAAGAUCAAAGAUUGCAAGCGACCAAAAUUAAGAGUUUAGAAACAGAGAAGAGAAAGAAAGAUUUGAUACUUAAGAGGAAAACCGAAGAAGUAGAAGCCCUGCGUAAGCGGAAUCGAUCGUCUACACCUAGUAGCGUGAGAAGGAGUGAAAGCGGUGGUAAUAAAUCAAAAGCUAAAUCAGCGGACCGCGACAAGUUACUUAACAGAAAAUGGGUCAAGUUAGAGAACGCUAUCUCAUCUAUUACAUCCAAGAGGCGGACCAUGAUGCUUUUAGAGAAAGAUAUGGCAAUUUGGGUAAAACAACGUGGUAAACUAUCCAGAAAAUGUGAAAAGUUAAGAAAAGCCAAAAAUCUUACUAAUGAUUCUCAAGAGCAAAUCCAAAUUGAUGAACAAAUUCAAAAUAAUCAAUUGGAUAUUGAACAUAUUCAUGAGAAAAUAAAAGAUAUUCAGUCACAAAUGGUAGAUAUAAACUCAGAAGAAACUGAAUUUGAGCCCAAAACCCUAGUCUCCACAUGUAAUGAGCAAGAAGCUCAAUACUUACUAGAGCAUUGCGUCAAUAUGGCAAUGUCUAACGGCGUUUUAGCCGCUCAAAAAGAUGCUGAAAGUAAACAAAUGGAAAUUCUGCUGGAUCACGUAAAGAGCCAAGCAUUGGCAAGAAACGAGAUGCUGCAAUUUUUAAUGAAAGAUCAUGUCAAAGCGACUGAUAUGUAUAAGAUACAGUUAGCUGAUGUUUUGGAAGAUUCGGAUUCAGAGAGCGAAAGCGAAGGAAGCUCUUCAACUGCUGCAAAUGGAAAUAUCACAACUCACGAAAAAGGUGGGAUACCAAAGACACCAAGUGCGGGUGGUUUGGUUAGCCCUCCAUCUCCAAUCAGUUCGUCUGAUUCCGUAGGGUCAAAAUCAGCUACAACUAAGAACUUGAAAGCACGAAGGAAGAUGGCCACACCAAGUGAUUUACUUUUUCCUAGUAAGACUAAAGAAAAUGGGAAAAUAGAUGAGGGGAAAUCAGACUCAGAAGCUCAACAGAAAUCGACCAUACCCGUUCGAAUGACCAAAUCCGCGGACGCUGACAUGAUGAAAGCAACACUAGUCCCUUCUCCCACGAGUAGGCGAAUGAGCGAUGAAAAUAAAUCUUCAACCUCGACAAAUGUUUUCCAGAGAUUAGCAACCAUGCCAGAAAUGCCUGAUCCAAAAGAAGGUGUCAUGGAAGUUGCAUCGUCCGGAAGAUCUUUAAUAUCUAGUCCUUUACACCACGUUUGUACAGCAAGAGGUCACUCUCGUCCUGUUCUAUCCAUAUGCUCAACAGACAGUAUCCUUAUAUCAGGAUCGAAGGAUAGAACAGCUAAAAUAUGGGACCUCGAAACCGGAAAUGAAUUGUUAACGUUACGUAAUCAUCCAAAUAGCGUGACCGAUGUCAGAUAUAGUGAACAAACUCAUUUGGCAUAUACUGUUUCAACAUACCUCGUGAAUGUUUACGAUGCUCGUAUGAGUGGAGAUCGACCUAUAAAAACACUGUUUUCUAGUGGAUUAAUUCCAGACGAUGAUGUUGAAGUUCCCCAGUCCUCUCAUUUAGUCACAUGUCCACAAGGGGAGACGCAUAUUAAUGCACUGAUGGUCAACUCAAAUGGAUUGAUGCUAUUGACAGCGGCCGGAAAUUCUAUUCGCUUGUGGGAUGCUCGCGAGUGGAAGCCUGUAGGAAAGUUAAUUGGAGGUCACCAAGCGGCCGUUAUGGUCCUUGCCCUUGAUGAUACCGAUACAGCCGAUGGCAGUAUUUGUAUUGUAUCAGGUUCUAAGGAUCAUUAUAUAAAAGUUUUCGAAUUGGAUGAAGAUUCCGUGGGCGUUGUCCAAGCAAAGGCAACCCUGGAACCACCACAUUACGAUGGCGUUCAGUCUUUGUGCGUCAAGGGCGAUUUACUCUUCUCUGGUAGUCGAGAUACUUGCAUCAAAAUGUGGGAUUUAGCCGAACGUAAACUGAUUCAUUCAAUCAAUAAUGCCCACAAGGAUUGGGUUAUCGGAGUUGACCUAUUACAGACGGCGAAUAUCUUAAUAAGCGCCAGUCGAUCUGGGGUUAUUAAGUUGUGGGAUAUUGAUAAAUGCAAGUCAAUCGGUCAAGUUAACGCCCAUGCAAAUAAUGCAAAUGCGCUGUCGACCAAUUCCCAGCUAGUCUUCACUGCUUCCAAUGAUUUAACCGUGAAAAUGUGGAAGAUUCGCGACGAUUUAGUUUGUUAA
Messenger RNA from Dimorphilus gyrociliatus, 4610 nucleotides. NCBI's taxonomy places the organism in Eukaryota, Metazoa, Annelida, Polychaeta, Dinophilidae. The record is from the annotation of a GenBank genome assembly.